AUGAGACUGGCCGCGUACACUGGGGCCUCCGUGGUCCUGGCCACCGGCGUGUUCCUGAAAGCUCUCCAUCAAAGAGCGAAUUUCUACGCGGCAUGUGUAUAUCUUUCGCAGAGUAGUGCGAAUCUCAUGAUCCUUACGAAUUUGUGUCUCCUUAUCACCGGCUUCGUCCUUUUCUGGCUUCAGCGACUCCUUUAUGGCCGUCUGCGCCCGAUCGAAACCGAACAACUGUAUGAGCGGGCGUGGUUCGCUGUUACGGAGACAUGUCUGGCUAUGACCAUCUUCCGGGGUUCUCUCGGCGGUUGGUUCUUGGUCAUGUUUAUCUCGCUAUUGGUUGGAAAGGUCUGGGGUUGGAUUGGUGAAGGGCGCGUGGAGUUUCUCGAGCAGCAACCACCUGCGAACCCUCGAAUGUUCCAUGCCCGCCUGGCGCUGUCGCUGCUCCUUACGACUCUCUUCAAUGCGUUUAUGCUGCGGUACUGCGUCGAUACCGUGAUUCACCAGGCUAAGCCGGAUAUGAUGGUUAUGUUUGGCUUUGAGUUUGCGAUUUUGACUAUCCUCUCAACCUCGACGGCUGCUCGCUAUUGUAUCGCGCUGGUGGAGAUCUAUAUUAAUCGCCAGCAGAUGAAGGCAAAGAUGAAUGAACGCCGAGCACGCUCGUGCGGGAGCUACUUCCCUCCUGCCGACUUGCCUGACGAAAACGACGUGAACGAGCUGGAGAUUGAUGUCCCUGGGUGGGAAGAAAAGGGUCGCUGGGUCUUCUACCUGGACCUAUUGACGGAUUUCGUCAAACUUGUGGUCUACAUUUGUUUCUUCGCCAUUCUGCUCACAUUCUACGGUUUGCCAAUUCAUAUCCUCCGCGAUGUCGUUGUAACCAUUCGGUCAUUUGUUCGGCGGAUUAUGGACUUUGUUCGAUACCGGAACGCCACCAGGGACAUGAACGAGCGUUAUCCAGAUGCGACCCACGAAGAAGUGGCAAGAGAGGAAGUCUGUAUCAUUUGCCGCGAGGAGAUGGUCUCGAUCUUGCCAGCUCCUGAUGCUCCCGCUGAAGGCGAACAGCCUGCUGUUGGUGCACAACAUGCGCAACGUGUUCCCGAUCGCCUACGCCCCAAGAAACUUCCAUGCGGCCACAUUCUGCAUUUCGCCUGUCUUCGCAGCUGGCUGGAGCGGCAGCAGAAUUGCCCUACCUGCCGACGUCCUGUGGUAGGUGCGGAAGCAGCUGCUCGCCGCAAUGGUAACAACGGACCUGGUGGGGCACAGCCUGGAGACCAAGCCCCUGGUCAGCCAGGUCAAGGUGAUGGAGCUCCCAGAGCCCGCGUCUAUCAAUUUGGCCCUUUCAGAAUCGGCUUUGGGGCUGUGCGGGGCGACAUGUUCCAUAACCUGCACCAGCAAAUUCACCAAGGCAAUGCACCACAGCCUGCCAUGAAUGCCAACCAGCCAAAUGGGCAACAGGUUGGUUUCGGUUUCGGUUUCGGACGCCGUCCACCGGUACCUGCUCAGCCUGCUCAGCAGUUCCAAGUUCCUCCCACUGCCGUACCCUCCAAUUAUACCGAUGUCCAUACACAAUUGCAGCAGAUUGAACAGCGCAUUACGGAUGAGAUCAAUUCUCUGCGGAUCGCCACGGAGCAACUACAUCGUGUGCGUCACCUUCAAAUGGAGCUAGAUCGACUUCGUCUUCAGCAAGCCAACCCCUUCCUCCAACCUACAAGACCUGUCGCCUCUUCACCGCUGCCUGGAACUUUCACGUCCUCGACUGGCCAGCGCUACGCCAUGACCCCAGGCGAGACUGCUAUAGGACCUGGAGAUCCCCGUCUACCAGAAGGCUUCAACCUUCCAACAGGCUGGACUCUAAUGCCUCUCAGCCCUUCGGCGUGGGGUAACGGUAACGCAGAGCAAGGCGUCAACGACACGCCUACAGCUUCAGGAGCCUCGCUGGCAAGCCCUCCCUCAAAUGAUACCUCAGCUCAAGCCCCAGUGACCUCCGAGACCCCUGUCCAAAAUGCUACCGAAAGCAUUGCCUCCGCUCCAACCGCUACAGCUUCAAACACCACUGCACCAGCCACACCUCUCCAAACCGUGUUCGAUUGGUCAACACUCGCUGCAUCUCCAACAGAGCACAGACCAGAGUCCCCAUCCCAAGAAUGGACUGACGUACAAUCCGAAGCGGGACCAUCUGCAAUUCCAGCAUGGGGCAGCAAUGGCCAAGCCAAAGAACCUUCCACUGAAAGUGAACAAACCGAGGACCUUUCAAAAGGCAAGGCUCGCGCUCCUACCGUGGAAGAGGCCGAGGAAGAGGCGUCUUGA
This is a messenger RNA of Penicillium atrosanguineum, 2298 nucleotides long. RefSeq names its product E3 ubiquitin-protein ligase HRD1 (gene hrdA). NCBI's taxonomy places the organism in Eukaryota, Fungi, Ascomycota, Eurotiomycetes, Eurotiales, Aspergillaceae. The record is from RefSeq and is a predicted model, not a curated record. Gene Ontology annotation, cellular component: cytoplasm. The transcript is spliced from 4 exons. The coding region runs from base 1 to 2298 and encodes 765 amino acids.